GGUACGUGGGGCAGGUGCUUGCGGACGCUCGAGUGUACUCGACGUAUGCGAGCAAGCCUGCGGUGGAUCUUGCGGACGCGCGGCUUGCCAUUCAGUCGCGGGCCAAUGAGGCGUUCUCGCAGGUUCCUCCGCGCGACUUUCUCCUCUCACUGGCGGCCAAGAAGAACGCUGUCCCGUUGCCUGUUGUGCCGUCCGAGUAUGGUGUCCGUCUUCCGCCUGCGCGGAACACGCUCACUGCUGCCAACUACCAGGCACCCGGACGGGUUGUCGGCCGCAACGCCCGCGAUACGCUUGCCGCCACCGUCACCGCCGACGACGACGAGGAGGUCAAGUCCAAGUCGCGCAAGCGCAAGACCAUGGACGACGAUCCGUACCAGCCGCACGCUGGUGUGACCGAGGACGAUGAUGGUGGCGCCAAGGCCAUGGACAUGUAAAUCGUGCUGAAGAUGA
Molecule: messenger RNA, 450 nt
Organism: Thecamonas trahens ATCC 50062
Lineage: Eukaryota; Apusomonadida; Apusomonadidae
Exons: 1
Biological process (GO): DNA-templated transcription initiation; RNA polymerase II preinitiation complex assembly
Cellular component (GO): transcription factor TFIID complex; SAGA complex
Molecular function (GO): protein heterodimerization activity; RNA polymerase II general transcription initiation factor activity; transcription coactivator activity
Source: RefSeq, a predicted model, not a curated record